Messenger RNA from Ostrea edulis (European flat oyster), 2172 nucleotides. Its product is annotated as putative ankyrin repeat protein RF_0381. The transcript is spliced from 5 exons. The coding region runs from base 272 to 1282 and encodes 336 amino acids. Gene Ontology annotation, molecular function: protein binding. The record is from RefSeq and is a predicted model, not a curated record. Lineage: Eukaryota; Metazoa; Mollusca; Bivalvia; Ostreida; Ostreidae.
GAAAAGUCAAGAGAAGCUCGAUUGUAGCUUCGUAAUCCCUCGGUAGAUAACUUAAGAAUUGUUUGGCGGAAUCAGUCAGCUGUCAGUUCCUUAUCAUUCGCAUUCCGUGAUGAUAGUCACCUAGGCAGGACAGGAACAUUAAUCAAAGAGAGCACUACAAGAGGAUGGGAUGAUGGUAUAAAAUUGCACUAUUAUGCUAAGGUGAUCUAUUUCGAUCCAAUAUCAUUAUGCAGUUUAGAUACCAACACAGGCAACUCAGUCAGUGAGAAGAAUGGCUGUCAAUACUCACAUUUUUUCAGCCAUGAAAAGAAAGGAUGUAGAGAGGGCUUCUAUGUUACUGCUAACACCAGGAUAUGAUGUGAACACGGUGUCAAAAGCUGGCACCCCCCUUAUAUACGCAACAAAAAUGGGCCUUCUUCCCGUGAUGGAGAAGCUUAUAAGUCUUGGAGCCAAUGUAAACUGCCUGGACAGCAAUAAAAGAACAGUUCUUCAUUAUGCAUGUGAGCAUCACGGUCCAAGGGAGAUAAUCAAACUCCUCAUCAAAGCUGGAUGUGAUAUGUACAAGGGUAAUUCUGAUGGAGAUUUGCCCAUCCAUGUGGCAGCCACCAUUGGUCACACUGAGGCUGUAGAGGAGCUGCUAAUCGCCGGAAUGGACAUCAAUGCUCUGAACACUAUCACUGAACAUACACCUCUAGAGCUGGCAGUGUGUUAUGAACAAGUUCAAAUGGUGGAAUUCCUACUGGACAAAAAAGCCAAACUGGUUGUACCAUCGAGGAAGACAAUGGGAGAUACUGCCCUGCACCAAGCAUCUCAGAUGGGAAAUGUGGCCCUGAUUGAGACUUUACUGAAGUAUGGAGCAGAUAUCAACCAGAUGAACGCCAACGGUGAAACUCCAUUCUUAGCAGCUGUGACAGACAAUAAACUAACGUCCGUGAAAGCUUUAAUACAAGCCAACUGUGAUUUCAACAAAUACAGAUAUACUUCACCCCUGUCUCUCGGCUGCCUUGGAAACAAACAUGAAAUCAUUAAAUAUCUGCUGUCAGAAGGAUACAAUGUUUCAGCAGACGAGAGUUUUAAGGAGAUUUUAACAGUUAGACUGGAGGAAACUGCUCCAUUAUUGCUGGAACUAAUCCAUUAUAAGGGUGCCAAUCCAGCCACAUUGAAGGAGGCGUGUCGAUUCAAGUUACGCAGGAUUUUAGGUCGGAGAUUAAUGGAAGCAGCACAUAAUCUCUCUUUACCUAAGCAGUUGACGGAGUGGGUUGUCACAGACUUGAUAUACUGAGUUAGAUCUUAGCAUUUACUGCCAGGUUUAGUUGUAUCUAAAGAAUAACUGGAUCCAAUAAGUACAUGUGUAUAUACAUAUAUAGUACGUCGAUCCAAUAAAUACAUGUGUAUAUACAUAUAUAGUACGUCGAUCCAUGAGACAUGUCGAUGACACAUAACUGAUUAUUAAGACAAGUAUAUUGUAAUUUUUCUUUAUGUCCUCGUAAUCAGAGAUUUGGGGUAUAUAGUUUUUGGUUGGUCAAUCUGUCUGCAAAAACCUUAACUUUGCCCCUAACUUUCGAAUAGUUAGUUAUAGGGCUUUGUAUUCCUUGUGGUAAGACCUUUUUAUUGGUGCCAAAUUUGUUCACCUCAUGACCUUCACCUUGGAGUUUGACCUACUUUUGAAAAACUUAAUUUGGUAAUUUCUAUUGAACGAUUUGUGCUAGGGCUUUCAUAUGUCACAUUUAUAUUCCUAGUGACAAUUAAGACCUUUCUUUUUGUACCCAAAUUGCUUUGUUGUUAUGCGGGGGCAUCAUUUUUUCACAAACACAUCUGGUUUUCAUUUUUUUAAAAAUCAGUAUUGAUUAAAUGUUCAUGUGUUCAUGUUUUAUAAUCAAAGAGGAGAAUUUUUAUUUUAAAUUGAAAUGAAACUAUAUUAGUUAUUAAAGGUAAUGAAGAUUUAUCGUUGCAUUGCUAGUUUCAGUUUAGAGUUUACAUGUAGUAAUGUAUGUGUACAAAUACCAAUCUAAUUAAAAUCAGAUCCUCUCUGACCGGUACACUGGAGAAGCCGUCUCUAGGGUAACAGUCAGAGAAGAUCUGAUUUUAAUUAGAUUGUAUAAAGACCAUAUAGAUCUUUCAGAUCUCGUGAGUGUUUGCUAUUGUAAAAUGUAAUAAAAUUCUUUGUUUAUG